This is a messenger RNA of Jaculus jaculus (lesser Egyptian jerboa), 1445 nucleotides long. RefSeq names its product RAD23 homolog A, nucleotide excision repair protein (gene Rad23a). NCBI's taxonomy places the organism in Eukaryota, Metazoa, Chordata, Mammalia, Rodentia, Dipodidae. Gene Ontology annotation, cellular component: cytosol; nucleoplasm. The transcript has 9 exons. The coding region runs from base 111 to 1271 and encodes 386 amino acids. Gene Ontology annotation, biological process: proteasome-mediated ubiquitin-dependent protein catabolic process; nucleotide-excision repair. Gene Ontology annotation, molecular function: proteasome binding; ubiquitin binding; polyubiquitin modification-dependent protein binding. The record is from RefSeq and is a predicted model, not a curated record.
GCGGCUGGGCGCUAAGAUGGCGGCGGCGUGAGUUGCAUGUUGUGUGGAGGAUCCCCGGGGGUGGGGGAGGGCCGCCGCGUCGCUCGCUCGCUCGGGCCCGGGCCCCAGCCAUGGCCGUCACCAUCACGCUCAAGACGCUGCAGCAGCAGACCUUCAAGAUACGCAUGGAGCCUGACGAGACGGUGAAGGUGCUGAAGGAGAAAAUAGAAGCAGAGAAGGGAAGAGAUGCUUUCCCUGUGGCUGGGCAGAAACUCAUCUAUGCAGGCAAGAUCCUGAGUGACGAUGUCCCCAUCAGGGACUACCGAAUUGAUGAGAAGAACUUUGUGGUCGUCAUGGUGACCAAGACCAAAGCCGGCCCUGGAACCUCAGCACCCCCAGAGGUCUCGCCCACUGCUGUCCCAGAGUCCCCCACACCCUUCCCUCCAGUCCCUGCCUCAGUCAUGUCCCACCCUCCACCCACCAGCAGAGAGGACAAGAGCCCGUCGGAGGAGUCUGCCACCACCACAUCUCCCGAGUCCAUGUCAGGCUCUGUUCCCUCUUCAGGUAGCAGCGGGCGAGAGGAAGACGCGGCCUCCACGCUAGUGACGGGCUCCGAGUAUGAGACAAUGCUGACGGAGAUCACGUCCAUGGGCUACGAGCGGGAGCGAGUUGUGGCUGCACUCCGAGCCAGCUACAACAACCCCCACCGAGCUGUGGAGUAUCUUCUCACGGGAAUUCCAGGGAGUCCUGAGCCGGAGCAUGGCUCUGUCCACGAGAGCCAAGUGUCAGAGCAGCCGGCCACAGAAGCAGGUGAGAACCCCCUGGAGCUCCUGCGGGACCAGCCCCAGUUCCAGAACAUGCGGCAGGUGAUUCAGCAGAACCCGGCGCUGCUGCCUGCCCUGCUCCAGCAGCUGGGCCAGGAGAACCCGCAGCUUUUGCAGCAAAUUAGCAGGCACCAGGAGCAGUUCAUCCAGAUGUUGAAUGAGCCCCCUGGGGAGCUGGCCGACAUCUCAGAUGUGGAGGGGGAGGUCGGUGCCAUAGGGGAGGAGGCUCCGCAGAUGAACUACAUCCAGGUGACACCACAGGAGAAAGAAGCAAUAGAGCGGGUAAGAACCUGCUCAGAGUUGCUGGCAGGACCAGGAGGCGACAGAUGGGUCUUUCUUGGCCGCUGUCCCAGCUCCCUGCAGCCAGAUGGAGAGGCGGCUGCCUGCUUUCCCACACCUCGAAGCGCCCCUGAGGACCCCUACCCCGCCCUCUUCCAGGAUGAAGGGAAGCUCAAGUCCCAAGUUUGAUCCUCCAUUGGAGUGGCCCAAAUACUUCCAUCUGGGGUGAGCCUGAGGCCAUGGCGCUCUCCAGUCUGGCCUGGGAAGAGGCAACACCAGUUCUGGAAGGCCGAGGACACCACCGCCCAGAGAGAAUUGUGUCUUGGAUAAAGGUUUUGGAGUGAAUAAAGUUUUAAAACCAGG